Molecule: messenger RNA, 922 nt
Organism: Eruca vesicaria subsp. sativa (arugula)
Lineage: Eukaryota; Viridiplantae; Streptophyta; Magnoliopsida; Brassicales; Brassicaceae
Source: the annotation of a GenBank genome assembly
CAAAAAGUCUAUAAAGAUUGUCAAGAAGAUUCAGUUUCUUCUAUCAUUUAACAAAGAUCAAAGAAGAAUAUAAACAGACCAAACAUGUCUGUCGGAAUAAACGCCAGGAUGGUGGCGCUUGCGGUACACGCGCUCGCCGUAGUCGCCUCCGUGAUGGUGUUGAUUUGGUCAAUAAGUUACAGAGGUGGAUUUGCGUGGGAAUCUACCAACAAGACCCUCAUCUUCAAUCUUCAUCCUGUUUUGACGCUCAUCGGCUUAGUAAUUCUGGGAGGCGAAGCAAUUAUAAGUUACAAAUCGCUUCCGUUUGAGAAACGAGUUAACAAACCGAUCCACCUUGUUCUCCACGCAACCGCCAUUAUUCUUGGAAUUUUGGGAGUCUAUGCGGCUUUCAAGCACCAUAACGAGAAACACAUCCCAAAUCUCUAUACCAUCCAUUCUUGGGUUGGUAUUAGUGUCAUUGUCCUUUACUCUCUCCAGUGGCUGUAUAGCUUUAUUGUCUACUUCUUCCCAGGAGGAUCAUCAACUCUCAGAAGGGACUUACUUCCGUGGCACGUUUUCCUCGGUGUCUUUGUGUAUGUUCUUGCAGUUGGAAACUCGGUUUUAGGGUUUCUUGAAAAGCUUACUUUCUUGGAAAAGUCAGGGCUCGACAAGUUUGGAUCAGAAGCGUUCCUUGUCAACUUCAUGGCUAUUAUCACUAUUCUGUUUGGUACUUUCGUGCUACUCAUUGUUUACUCCAAUAAGAAGACUCCUUCGAUUGAAGAAGAUAACUAUAGCUACUCAGCUAUAUGACUAUUCAGUUUUACUUUCCUUUGAAGUUUCUUUGUUGUAAACCUAAUAACGCCCCUUUAUUAUGUCAGAAAUUUUCUAGUAAUCGUCAACAAACUUUAAUUUCUUUGAUAAAUAAUAUUUUCUUGUAGUUUCA